This is a messenger RNA of Ostreobium quekettii, 2976 nucleotides long. The record is from the annotation of a GenBank genome assembly. NCBI's taxonomy places the organism in Eukaryota, Viridiplantae, Chlorophyta, Ulvophyceae, Bryopsidales, Ostreobiaceae.
AUGCGUCGCUGCGGCCGGUCGGUUGGCCAGGGAGCCGUCUUCAGCGCGGGCAAGAUGGUCAGGGGCCUGGUGCUCUCCGCCGGGGGCCACACAGGGGGUGGCAAACACGCUAGCACGGCCAGGCGGACGCCCACGCGCGCGUCUUGCAAUUACGGGAUCCUCCUCAAGGGCAUCAAAGAGGAGCAGGUGGCAGGCUUCAAGAACAAGAAGGGUCAGAGGAUGAGGUUCAACGAAUUUUUGGCCUCCCAGGUGGAGGGGCUGGUGGCUAACUUCAAGGGCACCCCCCAUGAGGCGGACCUGCAGGCCAUGCUCAAGAACGCUCGGCAUUAUCCAGACCUGACCGUGUCGACAAGGACACAGACGUGUGACUGGGUGAGCAAGUUUGUGGAGCAGCACGGCGAUGUGCUUGGACUGGACACCAACCCAGCAGAAGUCAGUGGAAGAACUCCCUGGCAGGCAUCCACGCCCCGUGGAUAUGGCGAGAGCCAUGCAGGCAGCAGCCAAGGCACAGCCACUGGCCCUGUUUGGCUCAGGAGAGGUGCUGCUGGGACCUCCAGCAGUUCCAGAUCGGACACCACAACAUCGGUUUCCGGCUGGUCAGAUAAGUGGAGAAGGACCCAGACCAGAGACAAGGAUAGCCGAGCUCGGAAUUCGGUUCCAAAGGGCCCCACACAAUUCCCCGCAAGGCCUAACUAUGCAACCACCUGGAGGAGUGUGGAGAAGGACAAGGGGCGUACUCCAACUGCAGUGGCGACUGUGCUGCCACCUGAUAGCUCUGUGCGCCAUCAGCAGGAGCAGGUUGCCAGUGGGGCAGAUCCACGAUUUGAAACAAAGGCGGAGCAGGUCAAGCAGACAAGCCGGGGGAUGGUCGGAUCUGCCACGAUUGGAAGGAACAGUGGGCGUAAACUCCCAGCAGGUUUGCCUGCACAAGGCAGUGCAACCACAGCACAGGUUGAUAACAUGUCGGUGAGGCAAACAAGUCCCCGUGGUGGCAGUGGAGAGGCAGCUGUUCUGGAGAAUGUGUCUGUGCAGCAGCUGCAUCCGCUCCUGGAGAAAGUGGGGCCUGUGGGUCCCCUUGUUGUGUUCGACCUCGAGACCACAGGGCUGGGUAUCAACGACCAUGGCAUAGUUGAGGUGGCUGCGUGGAACCUCAACACAGGAGAGUUGAUUCAGAGCCUGAUAAACCCAGGCGAUGUUGUGUGGAACAAGCAUGCUGUGCGGGUCAAUGGGAUCUCGCAGGGCAUGGUUUCGGGCUCUGGCAUCCCUACUUGGGCCUCCUUUGGCAAAUGGUUCAUUUCAUGGUUGGACAAGCAGAGAUGGUCGUUGGAUGGAAAUCCUGUGCUUGUGGCACACAAUGGACUGAAGUUUGAUUAUAGGUUUCUACAACAGAAGCUGGCAGAUGUCGGUGAGAAACUUGCACCAGGAUGGAGGUAUUUGGACAUUCUCCCAUGGGUGAAGAGUUUGGCGGCACUUCAGAAGGAAUUGCUUGAUAACAAGCAGGAAACCCUGCGGGAGCAUUUUGGCAUAAAAGUAGCCGGGCGGGCCCACAGGGCUGCUGCUGAUGUAGAGGUUCUGGGUAGAGUCGUUCUGAAGAUGCUCGAUCCAAAGAUCUGUGGCAAGCCAAGCCUGGAGGCAGUUGUGCUAUCUCAGGAGUCGUAUGCGGGUGUGCUUGGGUCGUUUCAACCACAGCCCAAGUCGAGCACAAGGACGGGUGAUCGCAAGGGCUUCAGGACAAAGCAGCGGGGAUGGGAGCAGAGAGCGGAAUGGCAGUUGGGCACGAUUGCUGAGCCCGCUGAUGCUGAUGGGGUGCCCUGGGUGUCAGAUCCUCUGGUGUUGGUGGAGGGCGCCAUGGAGACUGGAGAAAUGCCUUUGAAUGCAGAGGACAAGGACAUGGAAGCGGAUGGUGCCACAGAUGCGCUCUGUUCGUUUCUAUCCACGCCGAUCUCCAAGGCCACAUUCUGGACUCCGAGCCAGAGAGAAGGGCUGCAAAACGCUGGUUUCGAGUCAGUCCUCCAGGUGGCAAUGCAUUUUCCACGCGACUUCACAGUCUUUGAGAAGAAUUCGGAAAUCCAUCCAGGCUCUGUUUUGUCCCUCAUGGGGACUGUCCUGUCGAUAUCAGCAGUCUACACAAAAAACAACGUGUGCAUUUUCAAUUUGUCAAUUGCUCAAGAGGGCAAGGAGGAAGAAAUCAAGUUUAGCCAAGUGUUUUGGGGCAUGAAGGGGAAGUGGGCUGGUCAAUCGCUGAUCAAAAGUUUCCCAAGUGGCACAAAGCUCUGGCUCAGAGGCCAUGUGGCUGGCAAAAGAGGAGGAAGGUAUGAGAUAACAGAUACCAAGUAUGUGAAUGCUGACCACAUGGAAGAAUUGGGGACUGUAAUAGACCCAAUAUACGCCAGCAAGGGUGGCAUCAAAAACGAUGUGUUUACAGGCACCCCAAAAAGGCCAGGGGUAAUUGCUCGCAUGUACAAGGCUUUGGCAGAAGAGGGUUUGGAAGGGGCAGAUUUUUUGCCACAAUGGCUUCUGGAAUCGCAGGGACUGAAGCCAUGGAUGGAAGCACUGAAAAUGAUGCACACGCCUGCCAAGUUGGAAGAAGCAUCUGCUGCAAGACGGAGAUUUGCAGCUCAGGACAUGCUGCUGUUGCAGCUUGCACUCCUUGCACGCCGGCAUACACUGACUGAGCCCAGGACGGAUGCCGACAAAGAGGGCACGUGCAUCACCAGCCUGGAAAUGAUGAACGCUGGAAAAGCUGCCCUGCCGUUUGAGCUGACAUGCGAUCAGGCACAAGUGCUGGAAGAGAUCGUGGCUGAUAUGGCUGGUCCAAGGCCCAUGCUGCGGCUCCUUCAGGGGGAUGUUGGGACAGGGAAAACAGCGGUGACAUUCCUGGCGAUGCUGUUGUCUGCAGGCUCAGGUGCUUUCAUGCGAUGGGUAAACUGUCGAUCCCUGUUGUGCAUGAAGGAAAUCGCAUCAGACAGCAUGUGA